Lymnaea stagnalis (great pond snail) is the source of this 21719-nucleotide messenger RNA. The record is from the annotation of a GenBank genome assembly. NCBI's taxonomy places the organism in Eukaryota, Metazoa, Mollusca, Gastropoda, Lymnaeidae.
AUGUCGAGUUCCCCGUUUAUUCUUCCUGUUGUGCUUCUGGUUGAGCUUCUACUUCAUUGUGGUAAACUUUGUGUUUAGUGUGUCACAAACAUCUACAGACAUAUCUAUUGCAGCUUACAUCCGGUUUGCUGUUUAUGUCCUGUAUUUAUAACAGACUCAGCGGCGUGGACAGGGUAUUGAAACGGUGUUUAGGUCGACGGCUGAGCAUCCAAAGGUUACGCAUUAUUUUAUUAGUAUUAUUAUAUCAAGUUAUUGUUGUAUUACUGUUAUAAAUCAGGGUAAUUGUUGUAUUAUAUUAUAAUAUCAGGUAAUUGUUGUAUUAAUAUUAUAAUAUCAGGUAAUUGUUGUAUUAAUAUUAUAAUAUCAGGGCAUUGUUGUAUUAAUAUUAUAAUAUCAGGGCAUUGUUGCAUUAAUAUUUUAAUAUCAGGUAAUUGUUGUAUUAAUAUUAUAAUAUCAGGUAAUUGUUGUAUUAAUAUUAUAAUAUCAGGGCAUUGUUGUAUUAAUAUUAUAAUAUCAGGGUAAUUUUGUAUUAAUAUUAUAAUAUCAGGGCUUUACUGUAAAUUAGCGAAACUGGGUAUGGAGGAAACCUAAAAAAAAAGAAAGAACGCAACAAAACAACGAACGUGUCGGCAAGAAGCCUUCAUCUGCGAACAAACAACAGUAAAAAAAAAAACAGAAUUAAAUAAAAAAUAACACUUAGUUGUAAUGUAGUAUCCCAGAGGACAUCAAGAGGAAUGUGUUAUUAUUGUAUUAUUACUACAACAAACCUCAUAGAAUUAUCGUGUUACUAUUAGAAUCUUAUGACAUUAUUUGAAGUAUUUUUAGAAUCUCAGGGCUUUAUAUUAUCAGUAUUCGAAUCUAAAAAAAUAAGAAAUGUAACAAUGGCAAAGAAAUUGUAAUUGAUGCAUAAAAACACCACAAUUGACUCGAUCUCUUCUGCCGUUUCAGUUGCGAAAUUUAAUUUAUAAAACUUUGGCAAAAUUAAUUUUUACAAAAAAAAUAGGCAAACACAAUCCUUGCUCAUCGCCUUUGUCCAUGUCUCCUCUCUCUCGUCCUGUUUCUCUAAUUAAUUUUGGUCAAGCGAAAGGGGUUGACGCACAACCCCUAGGCUACACCCCCGCAUACCAAUGUACCUACUGAACUAAACAUUCUUACGGCCUUUUUUUCCUUUAAAGCUAGCCUUUGUUGUCCCGUUAAAAUCAAUAAUGUCUAUGUGUAAUAGAACUGGCGCUCGGGGUAUUGAAAUUCACUUAUCUUUUUUAAUACAGUUGUUUCGAAAUCUCACAAGACGUUCCUGUUAUACAUUAUUUCGGCUAAUGUUAGAUAUUAUUUAUAUUCUCAUUUGAAAAAUAUUCUAAGAAUUGUUAUCUAAAAGUUUGAAGAAGAGUGUAUGAAUCUGGCGUAAUUUAUUUUCUAACCUACAUUCGCAGGCGUAUCCAUUCCAGGUGUACUCUUGGGGAAUGUUUGCGGCACUUGAGGCUGUGAGGUUAUGCUGUUUUGUGUACAUGAAUUGGGUGUCUGUUUGUGUCACCUGUGCUUUAGUGUCACCUGUGCUUUAGUGUCACCUGUGCUUUAGUGUCACCUGUGCUUUAGUGUCACCUGUGCUUUAGUGUCACCUGUGCUUUAGUGUCACCUGUGCUUUAGUGUCACCUGUGCUUUAGUGUCACCUGUGCUUUAGUGUCACCUGUGCUUUAGUGUCACCUGUGCUUUAGUGUCACCUGUGCUUUAGUGUCACCUGUGCUUUAGUGUCACCUGUGCUUUAGUGUCACCUGUGCUUUAGUGUCACCUGUGCUUUAGUAACACCUGUGCUUUAGUGUCACCUGUGCUUUAGUAACACCUGUGCUUUAGUGUCACCUGUGCUUUAGUGUCACCUGUGCUUUAGUGUCACCUUUGCUUUUACGGGCGAGCCAGUGGUAAGUGUGUCACCAAAGCCUUGGCAUCUUAACCCUUAAUUUGUAACAGGACACAAACAUAAUUCAUGAGCACAUCUUCUGUGGAAUACUCAAUUUCACGGAAAUUGACAAAACUACCCCGAGAAAUGUUGUGCGUCAAUUCAUUACAAGAAAAUUUAUUUUUAUGAGUAAGUUUGUCAAAUGAGUCAUGGGUCGACUCACAAAUUGACACAUUUGAAUGGUGGAGUGAACCCAUCCACAUGGAUUGGUGGAAGGAGCUUGUCCACAUUAAUUGGUGAAAGGAGUUGUCACUGAUUGGUGGAAGGGACUUGCCCACAUUGAUUAGUGGAAGUAAUUCGUGCACAUUGAUUGCUGUUAGGGACUUGUCCACAUUGAUUGGUGGAAGGAAGUCGUGCACACUGAUUGGUGGAAGGAAGAGGUUCACACAGAUUGGUGGAAUGAACUUGAUCAUCCAGCAAAGUAUCUCUUGUUGGAGAGACAGAAAACUUUGUGACUGGCAAUAUACGACUAUUGCACACACGUACUGACCAUGACCUACUGGAUACAGAUUAGCCAUGACUUACUAAAUACUCGUACUGACCAUCACCUACUGGAUGCACGUACUGACCAUGAGCUAUUGGAUGCACGUACUGACCAUGAGCUACUGGAUACACAGAAUAGCCAUGACCUACUGGAUACUCAUACUGACCAUGACCUCCUGGAUGCACGUACUGACAAUGAGCUAUUGGAUACACAAACUGACCAUGGGCUACUAGAUACAAGUACUGACCAUAAACCAUGAGAUACACGUACUGACCAAUACAUCAUACAAACCCAAAUAUUCAGGCAAAGUCGGAUGAAAUGAUUCGAUUUAAUGCUAGACACUGUGGAAAGUUUACAUUAUGUGUAUCAACCAGGAAUUUUUUUUUAGAGAAUAUCGACCACAACGUCCGACAAGUUAUGUCAUCAAUGAAACAGUUUUUUUUUAAAGGCGACUAUAUAUCACUCUUUAAAAAAUGGGUUUUGUUGGUGGCUAGUAGUUACUUUUACAUUGGGGGGGGGGGAGUGGGGGAGAUGUUAGAUUUGGUUUCUGAAUGUUACCAGGUCGGGGAAAAAAAUGGGAGCAAGAUUUUGAAAAGAAAGUUAAUAUUAAACAAUUAAGCUUGGGGGUUUUUCCGCUUGUUCACCUUAAAAACUUUAAAAAAUGGGUUUUGUUGGUGGCUAGUAGUUACUUUUACAUUGGGGGGGGGGGAGUGGAGGAGAUGUUAGAUUUGGUUUCUGAAUGUUACCAGGUCGAGGAACAAAAUGGGAGCAAGAUUUUGAAAAGAAAGUUAAUAUUAAACAAUUAAGCUUGGGGGCUUUUCAGCUUGUUCCACUUAUAAAUAUUUAGCAUGUCCUGAAUGAACGGUUUCGUCAGUUCAUUGGUUUCCUCGUUAAACGUUUAGUAUGUCUCGCAGUGUGUCCUUAAGGCCCGCUUGUAAUAAGCUCACAGGGCGUACAGCAGUGCUAAAAAUAGACAGACCAGGAUAUAUAGGUCAAACAAAACACAACAAAUACAAAACACAAAAACCGAAUUCAAUUUCCCUGUAAAGAUCCCCGUCAUUUUCUAGGGAAAUUACGUUUCUUUCAGAAAUGGACAAAUGCCAUUACUCAAGUUCAUCACAGUGAUUCCCAACUUUUUAAUUCUGGUUACCACGGAGACAACAUCAAGCCCAGCAAUAAGAAGAACCACCACCUGGCGUUCGGUGUAAAACUUCUUUGGGCCCCAUUUAUGACUCAAACUUACUUUACAUCCUGUACGUACUAUUUUAGGCAAGUUUACCUCUCAAGAUAGUAGGAAAGGUUACCUCUCAAGAUAGUAGGCAAGGUUACCUCUCAAGAUAGUAGAAAAGGUUACCUCUCAAGAUAGUAGGCAAUGUUACCUCUCAAGAUAUUAGGCAAGGUUACCUAACAAGAUAUUAGGCAUGGUUACUUCUCAAGAUAUUAGGCAUGGUUAUCUCUCAAGAUAGUAGGCAAGGUUACCUCUCGAGAUAGUAGGCAAGGUUACCUCUCAAGAUAGUAGGCAUUGAUUACCUCUCAAGAUAGUAGGCAAGGUUACCUCUCGAGAUAGUAGGCAAGGUUACCUCUCAAGAUAGUAUGCAAGGUUACCUCUCGAGAUAGUAGGCAAGGUUACCUUUCAAAAUACUGUUUCAAAAAGUCACAUGCACACUAACGAGCUUAGGGAAAUGUCAAGUUGACUUGUUUUUUUUGUUUUGUUUUUGUCUUAGUUUUUCUUUUCGACAAACAACACGAGGGGUGGUGGUGGUGGGGGUGGGUGAGCCUGCUCUGUGUAUAAAUAACGGUGUUGACGGUGGCCGGCGUAGAUGUCCACUCUCUUGUUCGACGGUAACAAUUUAAGACGGUCACAUAGUAUUGAAAGCAGGUACAUUAACAAGGAGAGAGAAACUAAAAUCGAAAGAGAGAGAGAGACAACAAGACAGCGUGAAGCAAUACUUAGACAUCGGAACGAUCUGACGCUCGUUACACUUUUCGGGGGACGUCCAAACAGGGGAAUCAUGUACGUAUUUGAUAUUACAUUUUUGUUAGCGCUACAAUUGAGACUUGAUCGAGUUAUAAGGCUGUUUUCAAAUUUUUUCAUUCCUAUCACGCAUUCUGAACUCUACUUGUUUUAUCAAACGUAUCAAAGCUAUGGACCCAGCAUAUCUGAUCGGCACUUAACAUGUGUUUAAGAAACAACUCUAAAAAUUCGUACAAACUUUAUUUAAUAGGAAUUCCGUUUUUGACAAUUUAAUUGCAAUUUUUUCUUCAUAUUUAUAUAUAUAUAUAUAUAUAUAUAUAUAAUAUAUCAGCAGGAUCCAAUGUAGAUGCGUUUCGCUAAUUUCAAUAGCGCGAAAAAUAAAAUUCCCCAAAUGUGCAACAAACAGCGCGCAAAUGUGUGUUCAAUAUGCGCGUAAGAGACACGUCCUUCAAUGUGCGCGUAAGAUACACCUUGUAAUUCUAAAAGUAAAUGGGAUUCUUAAAAACAAUAAAAGUUAUUUUUGCUUAUUGUAUUAAAAUGGAAUCCAAAUGAAUCUGAUAAAAUAAAUCUGCUUCUGGUUACAGUAAAGUAUAUCUAAUCUUUAAUUAUGUAUCGAUUAUUAUUUUUAUAAAUGAGAAAUAAAUAUUUACAUCAUAUCAUAUAUUUAGUGUUUAUCGGAUGAGGAGAGUUAAGCUAGUUUUAAAAAAAAAAUGGGGGAGGGGGUUGGAGGGGGGGUUGGAGGAGGGGGUGGGGGGGUGGUUGACUGCGAUUUUUAAACUUAACCACAGACAGCGCAAGUUACGCGACAGUUAAGUUGGCGUAUUUGAUGAGUAUAGCAAUAUCUCAGAGCCCAAAUAUAUAUUACACACCGGCCAUUGACAAAUUGAUAGAUUUAAACUAAAUAAAUAACGUAUAUAAACUUUUUCGGAAAACCCAUUGCAAGUGGGCGGGCGGGGGGGGGGGGGGGNUACCUAUACCACUAUUUAAGUAUACCUAUACCACUAUUUAAGUAUACCUAUACCACUAUUUAAGUAUACCUAUACCACUAUUUAAGUAUACCUAUACCACUAUUUAAGUAUACCUAUACCACUAUUUAAGUAUACCUAUACCACUAUUUAAGUAUACCUAUACCACUAUUUAAGUAUACCUAUACCACUAUUUAAGUAUACCUAUACCACUAUUUAAGUAUACCUAUACCACUAUUUAAGUAUACCUAUACCACUAUUUAAGUAUACCUAUACCACUAUUUAAGUAUACCUAUACCACUAUUUAAGUAUACCUAUACCACUAUUUAAGUAUACCUAUACCUCAAUACACAAUGAAGUUGGGAGGUGGAAAGUAUUGGAUAAGUACACCGUUACAUCGUAAUUUUCCGUUGUUUUUUUUUCCCCAAGUGCUCAUUUUAGGGCGGAUGAUAACAAUAUGCUGUAUCAAGAAUAAUAUUUGUUACAUUUUACAAUCGACAUGUUUAAUGCGAAAGACAGAUUUCGACAUUGUUACGUUUAUAACAAUAUCGAUAAACCCAAUAAUUUUACAUGCAUCAAAGUUUAAUCUUUAAAAAUAGAGCUAUAUAAAUUUUUUUUUUUCAGUUACCAAAAAUACAAUCCAGGAUCGUGAAAAGCGAUUUGUUUAUAGAUCUUCUUUAAAAUGUCUAUUAAUGUGUGUCCCUUUAUUUUGAUAAAAAUGCAUUUCAUCGAAAAGCGCGAUUAACAUUGUAUGGCAAUCCUAGUUCUAGAUCAUUAAAAACACACAGCUUUUGGCGGCACGAACAUUGCUUAAGAAACUCUUCUUUACAUUUGUCGACAUCAUAGUUCAAGUGGGAUUCAAAAUGUGUGUGUUUUUUUUUAUAAAUUUGUAAUGAAGUUACUACUAAAUAAAAAAAUUGUUACAAAUAGUUAAGAUGGUGCAUACAUUUUGUUGAAAUUUUUAUUAAAUAUUAUCCAUGGAGUUCAGGGGCGGGAACAAGAGUGGAGUAGAAAGUAGAAGAUACACGGUUCCAAAACUUUUAAUUAUGUAAGAAACGUUGAAAGCUAUUGGUAUGUAUUUUUUUUAAAGUGUGCUUUAAUAUUUCAUAAUUAAACAUUUCAAGGGCAUGGAAAAAAAUUGUAGCAAUUGUUUUUGUCUUGAGGAUACAAUACAUCAAAAUUGAAUUCUGUUAGAACGUAAAAAUUAGAACUGUAGAUGUUGAGACUUAGAAAUAGCAGGUAGAAAGUAGUCCCAUUUUGGCCUCCAUUAUUAUCCCGGUAAUAGCGGGUCUUUUUUUUUUUCUAGUGUUUAUUCUUUAGAAACCCAAUUACCUCAUUCCAAAGACGGUUUAUGUCAUAUUGUACCAGUGACCUUUUAAACUUACGAAGUUCAACUCACUGGCAAUACUUACUACCAGGACUCUUGAGAUUGAGUCAAAGAAUCUCGACACGGUCAGAAAUGCAAAAUAAAUUCUGUAUUCGGAAGUGUUCAUCCGAGUCGCGCUUUCGAAAUGACUUUGACCCAAACACGUCAACAAUUUUAGUCGUAUUCCCAGUCUUGAUUUGCCCUGUGGGAUUGACACGUCUUAUUUUCCCUUCAUUAAUAUAAUUAUACAAAUUGCCCUACCUAAUAGAAAUUGCUCUUGUAUUUAAAAAAAAAUACAAUCAAUUAUAAAUACUUUCGCAAAGAAUACUUUUAAAAUUUUAAACUGUCUCUCCACCAUAAUUUAUUUUUAUAAAGAUAUGAUCCCAUUUUACCUGACAGUGUCAAGUCCAUUCACGUCAAAGAUUGCAAUGAAUACUCCCAUCAAGAUGUCUGCAUUGACAUCCUGUCUGGUCUUAAUGGCAUGCCUGACCCCGACGUCAUGCAGCUCCAUAUCAGACCUGGAAUAUAUGAAGAUGAGGUCAGACCUGAUUUCACAAGAGGAGCACAUGAGAAUUGGGGGGAACCUGGUGUUGUCUCCCAAGGAAUGCAUCGUCAAUGACGUCUUCAUGAAGGUAUUUUAUCAAUCACCUUUUUAUCUCUGGGGGUUACCUUUAGACUAAUCUUUAAACUUAUCUUUAGACUUAUCUUUAGACUUAUCUUUAAAAUUAUCUUUAAACUUAUCUUUAGAAUUAUCUUUAAAAUUAUCUUUAGACUUAUCUUUAUACUUCUCUUUAAACUUAUCUUUAAAAUUAUCUUUAAACUUAUCUUUAAAAUACGCCUCUGAUUAUUGCAUUAAGCUUGUCCUCAAGGCCAUCUAGAAGAAGGGGAAUGACUCUAGCUACGUGUUGUUAUAGUUUUGGAACUCAAGAAACACGUUAAGAUUUUUAAUUUAGUAUAGAUCUCAGUUAAGGGGAUAGAGUGUUAAUUUUAGCAUAGAUCUCAGUUAAGGGGAUAGAGUGUUAAAUUUAGCAUAGAUCUCAGUUAAGGGGAAAGAGUGUUAAAUUUAGUAAAGAUCUAAGUUAAGGGGAUAGUGUUUUAAAUUUAGUAUAGAUCUACCUUAAGGCGAUAGAGUUUUCAAUUUAACAUAGAUCUGAGUUACAGUAAUAGAAUUUUAAAUUUAAUAUAAAUGUAAGUAAGGAUGCUACAGGUUUUGAAAUUAUACAGUGAUGAAAUGAAGAUAAUCAAAUAAAAUACGCUUAAGUUAACAACAAGAACUCGACUGGGAUAUAUCUUAAUCAUCUGUUACUAGAACAACAUUGGUGGGUUUUGAAACAUAAUGUCAUUGUUGAACACAACUCAAUAAUUGGAACUGCCAUUAACUUCUUUUGUGUCUUCGAAAAGGAAAAACGCCAGAUGAUAGAGAACAGUCUGCUCAACAAGACAGUGUUUAAAGUUGCUGACAGCAUUUACCUGUCUAAAGCGUUCAUUGAAGAGACCAAUGUAUUCAAGAUAAUUCAACGGAUGCCGAAAGGUAAUUUUCUUGAAUUCCGUGCAGAUGAGUUCAGGAUAAGAGUGAAACUUAAUAUACAUAAACGUAUAUGUUUUUAUUUUCAUCUAUCCAUUUCCACAUGAAAAGGCCCCGCGAAGGCCUUCAUCCGUCAGGGAGUUUCUAUAUCUGUUAACCAAGGCAAGAGAUCAAAGUACAAAUCUGUUGGUCAAAAGAAAUACAGAAAGAAAGACACACAGGCUAGCAUUUCUCCCCAACAAUCUACUCCUGAUUGUCUUAGAACAAGGUGUCGAUAGAGAUAAUUCAGUUACCUAUGUUUAUUUACCAGAUGAUGUUGACCUCUCUUAACCUGUAGAAUAGCUAGAAGGUGAGAGUGGGGGCAGCCGCCGCGUCUGAUUAUCAUCAAACGGGCCCUUCAGAGUCUAUGGCCUGCAUCACAACAUUGUCUGCCUGGACAAUACACGGCACAUCUUUUUUUUUUUUUAGGAACGAACCCGUUGUUAAUGUAAAUCAGAACAUGGAUCAUGUACCCAUCCUUGUCUCGCAAUCCCUGUCUCACCAUCUCUGUCUCACCAUCCCUGUUUCACCAUCUCUGUCUCGCCAUCCCUAUCUCAUCAUUCUUGUUUCACCAUCCCUGUCUCACCAUCCCAGUCUCACCAUCCCUGUCUCACCAUCCAUAUCUCACCAUCCAUAUCUCACCAUCCCUGUCUCACCAUCCUUGUCUCACCAUCCCUGUCUCGCCAUCCAUAUCUCACCAUCACUGUCUCACCAUCCCUGUCUCACCAUCCUUGUCUCGCCAUCCAUAUCUCACCAUCCCUGUCUCACCAUCCCUGUCUCGCCAUCCAUAACUGUCGCACCAUCCCAGUCUCACCAUCCCUGUCUCACCAUCCAUAUCUCACCAUCCCUAUCUCACCAUCCCUGUCUCACCAUCCUUGUCUCACCAUCCCUGUCUCGCCAUCCAUAUCUCACCAUCCCUGUCUCACCAUCCCUGUCUCACCAUCCUUGUCUCGCCAUCCAUAUCUCACCAUCCCUGUCUCACCAUCCCUGUCUCGCCAUCCAUAUCUCACCAUCCCUGUCUCACCAUCCUUGUCUCACCAUCCCUGUCUCGCCAUCCUUGUCUCACCAUCCCUGUCUCGCAAUCCGUGUCUCACCAUCCCUGUCUCGCAUCCCUGUCUCGCCAUCCCUGUCUCGCAAUCCCUGUCUCACCAUCCCUGUCUCGCCAUCCCAUGUCUCGCAAUCCUUGCCUCGAUCUCCCCAUGACACAUCUUUGGUGUCUGUCUGUAUACCGAUAUGACACCUCUAUAAUAUAUCAUCACUUCGAUAUGCCUUAUCCAGCACAGACUAAUUUUUAAAUGUCGAGACAAAUUGUAGGACCUCCUCAUACACGAAAACAUUUUUCUCGAUUAGUCCAGAUAGAUUCUCCACCAAUCAUUGUCCAAUUUAUGCACGUAGAUAUUCUGGACAUUUUCAUUUCUCAAAAUUUUGUAGGAAAGUUUUCACCUGUGUUGGAGAAGGAAGCAUCAGAUAAACUAUUACAAUACCAUAUAUGAUCCUUGAGCUGUUCAACGCGUGUCACUGAGAGUCAGUCAGGUGGAGGACGACGAACUCUGAUCUUAAAUAUGGUUGAAGGAAAGGAUGGAUAAUAUUUCAAGGAUGAAGCCUACUCAAAACAAGGCUGUGAUAAAUUACUUUUAAACGCCCACUGAUAUACAGAAUCCAUCCAUCCCUGUGGCGCUACAGCCCAUGUAGGGCUUUGGCCUGCCUCACCACUUCCUUCCACUCAGACCUAACUGAUGCCUUUCUUUUCCAUGCUUGGACUUUCAGCUACUGAAGAUCUUUUUCCACAUCAUCUAUCCACCUAAGCCUAGGUCUGCCUUUGAGCCUUUUUCCUCUGGGGUAUUGGUGAUGCACCCUCUUCAUUCUCUCUAGGUGUCCUUGAUAUACAGAAUACUCAUACAAAAAUACUACGAACAUUUUGUUUGCUUGUAUUGCUUGUUUCUGACUUUCAAAAAUAUAAUGUAUGCAUAUAAAUUUUAUUAAUUUAAUUAGUUGAAGUUAUUUUUUGUUGUAAUUUUGGAGAAUGCGAGUGGUGGUUUUUCAAAACCACGCCAUUCUAUGACCAGUGGUGGUUAGUCAAAACCUGGCUAUUGCACAGCUAAUGGUGGCUAGUCAUUUAUUCGCGUACUUGAUCAAUGACUGAAUCCAGAAACAAAAACAAAAAAACUAACAUAAUUCUCGGUGACAUUUCGAUGUGUUAACUUUUUGUCCAGGAGCUGCCCUACAUAAUCAUGACCAGUCCAUGGUGAGCGCCCAGUGGAUUGUGAAGAAUGUCACCUACCGAAAUAACGUGUUCAUGUGUGCAAGAAAUGGCUCUCUUAUAUUUAAAGUCCUCAACCAUUCCAGUGCAGAUGUGGGUACGUAUUUUCACCUUUGAUUGCUCUGAGAAGGUCAAAGGUGGUGUCGGUGGUAAACGUUUGGUCCUGGAGUCUGUCAUGCUUUUGCAAUUUAAAAAUGCAACAAAAAUCAUCGGAACACUAAUACACUUCCCCCCCUCCCCCCCCCCCACACACACACCUCGUUUUAAUAAAAGAAAGCAACAACAAAGUGAUAUUAAUACAAAAUUAAUAAAAAUGUUCUUCACUUUAAAUCUGUAUACAAUGUCGAAAUGUAUUGAUUGCUCUGAGAAGGUCAAAGGUGGUGUCGGUGGUAAACGUUUGGGCCUGGAGUCUGUCAUGCUUUUGCAAUUUAAAAAUGCAACAAAAAUCAUCGGAACACUAAUACACUUCCCCCCCCCCCCCCCCCCCACACACACACCUCGUUUUAAUAAAAGAAAGCAACAACAAAGUGAUAUUAAUACAAAAUUAAUAAAAAUGUUCUUCACUUUAAAUCUGUAUACAAUGUCGAAAUGUGAUUUCACCAACAACAACUUUUUAAACCUUGAAAUUGUUAUAGUGAAAGCAAAUAUGGUGACUGUAAACAUCUCUCUCUACGCAGCAUGUCUCUGGAAAUCCGUCAUGGAAGAAAGAAAGGCAUCGGGAAAUCCCGACAAAUUUGAUGACUAGUAAGUAGAGCAGAAGUUAUAUAUAUAUAAUUCGCCAGCAAAGGUCAAACACCACCACGCAGGCUAUUUAUAGAUACGCCAGAGUGUGGUUAAAUAAUGAGUUCACUAGCGCGCAAAAUAUAAUUCCCGAUAACUACGCUAAAUGAUAUGUAUAUAUAUAUUUAAUAACGCAAUUGCGUUUGGUGUGUAAUAUUUUCUUUUCGGAAAUGAAAUCGUCUCAAUUUAAGUGUUGUGUAAAAAAAUAUUCGGUUUAAAAGUGGUUGUGACAUGAGAAUAUUAUUAUAGUUCAUGGACGUGAAAUAAAAUGAUUGCAGUGACGUAUCAUGGGGGGAAGGGGUGUAGCAAAUAUUGAGAUUCUUAAAUGUGCGUAACUUGAGUUCACGUUUUUGUCAAGUAACUUUAGUAGAUGGGAAGUUCACGCAUUGCUGUCGCCAAUGUUUGGCGUGCUCCAUCUAGUUAAUUUAAUUUAGUACUGCGGGUAGAAGCCUUUAUAAUUAUUUUUUUUUAAUCAUGAGGUUCGAAGGUAGUCACAAUGUUCUACUCCGAUUACUACAUAUUAAAUCAUGCAGCUUAGAAACAUCUAUAGACAUUUCUUCAAACAGAAAAAUGUCUCAAUAUUUCUCCCCAGCACCGAAGUCACUAAGAUGUGAGCCUCGAAAGUGUUUGUAAAAUUGCAUUACAAUUCUCCUUAACACUCAGAUAAAGAAGGAUACCCUACUCUCUAGGCAUCAACUUGUCAUCUUUUUUAAUAUUUUAUUAUUUAGUUAUCCCCUUCGUACUCUCUCAUCUUUAAUCCUAUAUAUGAAUAGUCUUCUACAGAAUCUGAGCAUGCUGGCUACUGAUCCACUGGUCACGUAUGUAGACAGCCAGGCCGCCUGGGUUAGAUUCAUACGAUUUUUCACACAGGUAUUGUUGAUGUCUGUUUGGGAGUGUAAAAAAAAAAAAAAAAACUAGUAAAAAAAAAAGAUAUAGGCUCUAAUAUAUAUUAACCAAAUUUACUCCGUCAUAUGACGCCAUGCAUGAUAAUCCUCUAGUUGUAAUUCAUAAACUGCCAUCAACUUUAAUCUACUCCCUAGAAAAGCGGUUUUUUUUUUUUUUACUAUUGAAAUGUGAGUUUCAAAUAUUUAAAUAAAUCUAGUUUUCGUCAAUAAAUUGUUAUUGUUCAGUUAUGAUAUGUAAUCAUUUAUACACUUUCUUUAUUGUUAAACGAAUUACAGUGCAUUAAUUUUGUCAAUAGCUGUACCAGCAGGGCCGGCGUUAUGAUGGUGCGGGGUUAGGGGGGCCUUGGGACAUGUACGUUUUGAGAAGCCUUUAAAUGUUCAAAUCCUGUUUGAAAAAAAUAUUAAGACACUUCCAAGUCAUAACUAGUCUUACAGGUCAUAAUGGGAGAGGAAACCGGAAGACGCGCUAUUCGAUUAUCUGACCGUAUUGACUAAAUCGAAUCCAUACCAAGCCAGUGGAAUCUAGUUCAAUGCCAAGUAAAAUCAAACAUUUCUCCAGCACCCGGCUGGAUUGGAUGUCAACUUAUCUAAGAGAAGGCAAAGUAUGAAAUCGAACUCGGGGUUAGUAUAACGUAGACAUGGACUCAAUGAAAAAAAAAAUGUCCGACUACUCCUGCGUCGCAGAACGCACAAACAGCACAGUGAAACACACAAUACACACAGCUGGUCAACUACUGCACCAUGGUCUAUUUCCAGUCGUCUUGACUAAGUCUUGUCAUUAGAUUAAGUAUGAAAGGACGAGAGAGUGAGGCUGACGAAUUGAGCAACUCUCCCUCACUUUAAACAAAAUACAGCUCAGGUCAAGGCUAUUAUUCAAGUCGAAUUCAUAUCAUCUACUUUCGACUGUUGGGUUGACGGAAAAUAACGUACCAGGAGUAGGCACGGCCUGAUUAUAUUAUUAAUAUAUAAUAAUAUAAAGCUACGCGCGUCGCCACCACAUGCGCAGGGCCGUAGGCACGUCGUGAUUAUAUAAAUAAUACAGCGCCGGCCCUGGUACCUGUUAGCUGUCUAUCUUAACAAAUAUCUGUUUUGGAAACUAUCCCGUAAAGAAACUCAUAUCUUCUGAAGGUCAGAGGUCUGCUGUAUCACGUGCCCAUCUUCCGAGACAUGGUCUAUAGAACGCUGGAGGAGUUCCGGGAGGCAAAUGUUCAAUACCUUGAAAUAAGAGGUGACUUCACUGGGGUGAGUGGCUAGGAGUGUUAUGAAGUGAUGGCAGUAUCGUGGGAACUGAUUGAACCUUAUCAAAAUAAUGAAACUAAAUGUAUUUGUCAAGAACAAAAUUAUUGUAUAGGGGGGCUAUUAAAAAAAAUUGUAAUACAUGACUUAUUAAAACUAAAAAUAAACUUUAGAAUCUGGACCUAUGAAAACUAAAAAUAAACGUUAGAAUAUGGACCUAUUAAAACUAAGAAUAAACUUUAGAAUAUGGACCUAUUAAAACUAAAGAUAAACUUUAGAAUAUGGACCUAUUAAAACUAAAGAUAAACUUUAGAAUAUGGAACUAUUAAAACUAAGAAUAAACUUUAGAAUAUGGACCUAUUAAAACUAAAGAUAAACUUUAGAAUAUGGACCUAUUAAAACUAAAGAUAAACUUUAGAAUAUGGACCUAUUAAAACUAAAGAUAAACUUUAGAAUAUGGACCUACUAAAACUAAAGAUAAACUUUAGAAUAUGGACCUAUUAAAACUAAGAAUAAACUUUAGAAUAUGGACCUAUUAAAACUAAGAAUAAACUUUAGAAUAUGGACCUAUUAAAACUAAGAAUAAACUUUAGAAUAUGGACCUAUUAAAACUAAAAAUAAACUUUAGAAUAUGGACCUAUUAAAACUAAAGAUAAACUUUAGAAUAUGGACCUAUUAAAACUAAGAAUAAACUUUAGAAUAUGGACCUAUUAAAACUAAAGAUAAACUUUAGAAUAUGGACCUAUUAAAACUAAAGAUAAACUUUAGAACAUGGACCUAUUAAAACUAAGAAUAAACUUUAGAAUAUGGACCUAUUAAAACUAAAGAUAAACUUUAGAAUAUGGACCUAUUAAAACUAAAGAUAAACUUUAGAAUAUGGACCUAUUAAAACUAAAGAUAAACUUUAGAAUAUGGACCUAUUAAAACUAAGAAUAAACUUUAGAAUAUGGACCUAUUAAAACUAAAGAUAAACUUUAGAAUAUGGAACUAUUAAAACUAAAGAUACACUUUAGAAUAUGGACCUACUAAAACUAAAGAUAAACUUUAGAAUAUGGACUUAUUAAAACUAAGAAUAAACUUUAGAAUAUGGACCUAAUAAAACUAAAGAUAAACUUUAGAAUAUGGACCUAUUAAAACUAAAGAUAAACUUUAGAACAUGGACCUAUUAAAAGUAAAGAUAAACUUUAGAAUAUGGACCUAUUAAAACUAAGAAUAAACUAUAGAAUAUGGACCUAUUAAAACUAAGAAUAAACUUUAGAAUAUGGACCUAUUAAAACUAAGAAUAAACUUUAGAAUUUGGACCUAUUAAAACUAAGAAUAAACUUUAGAAUAUGGACCUAAUUAAAACACUCAGAAGAAGAGGAUGAUUAAAAUGAUAUGAUAAAAGACGAGCCUUAAAUGCGUGUACAUUUCUUGUGAGUGGGAGGUUUGUUUAUUGACUUGGAUACUUGAACGUCUUUGAGGUUGGUGACGUGAUCAUGCGUGUUGGUAGAGCCGGAAGUGGGGUGUGGUGGAUGACCAACUAAGGUUUUCAUCCUUUACACACAUAACCCACAGAUAUGCUAUAUAUAUAAUAUAUAUAUAUAUAUAUAGAUAUAUAUAUAUAUAUAUAUAAUAUAUAUAUAUUUAUAUAUAUAUUUUUAGUUUACAAAUCCUUCACAUAUUAUAUGGUGUAAUAGAUUAAAAAAUACUCACUCGUUACAUAUGGUUAUAAAUUACUUAAUUACAUUUGGUUAUUGUCUUAUUAUUUUUUUUUUUUUUUUUUUGUAGUUUUAAAAAAAAAUUUCCAAUUAGAUAUGGUCACAGACAACAAAACAUUAACUAAUUAUAUAUGGUUAAUUACCAAUGAUAUAUGGUCAUAGAUUACAAAAUAUCACUUAUUGUAUAUCUUUAUAGAAUACAAAACAUUCUCUAAUUAUUGAGCAACAUGACUCCACAGUUCUUUGACUUGAACGGCACAGUCCACGACACUGAGUUCGGGGUGCUUCUGGUCAAGCAGGCGGUCGACAGAUUUACCAGACAGUAUCCUGACUUCAGCGGUGCUAAAGUUAUCAUAUCCGGUCUCCGGUAAGACGUCACGCAGUGAAUGAUGUCAUUUUUUGCUAAGAUUCUUUCAUUAAAAAAAUUAGUGUCACUGCUUUUUUUUUUGAGAUUUUAAUUCAUUUCGAGCGACUGACCGCCGUCUCCCUCGUUAACACAACAUUUUACCACAUGAGUUCAAAGUUUUAAUUGCUAUUAACAUACCAGGGAAUCCCCGAUAACUGUAGCUAUUAAACAAGAUCCACCGCACUGAUGCACAUAUUAGUAAUUUUGUUAGAUUAGUGGUUCUCAAGCUGUGGGUCGUGACCCUAUUUUUGGGGGUCAAACGACCCUCACACAGGGGUCGCCUACAACCAUCGGAAAACACAUAUUUACGAAGUAGCAACGGAAAGAAAUGUAUGGUUGGGGGGGGGAGGGUCACCACAACAUAAGGAAGUGUAUUAAAGGGUCGUGUCAUUAGGGUGGUUGAGAAACACUGUGCUAGAUUAUGAAAUGUAACCAUUUUUUUUCCAAAGAUCAGACUAUAUUGAUUGCAACUUGCAAGCACACGUCCCUAAAUACAUUUUAUUGAGAAUUUAAGACUCUAAAAAAAUGUAUAUAAUAUUCACUGUUAUAUUUCCCACUUAAGUAAGCAUUUACAGGAGUGAGCAUUAUACAAGGGAGAUAAACAUUGAUGUUUUUGGUCAAGUAGGAAUCGCCCUGUGCCUGUGAUCCUUGAACAAAUCAAAACAACGAUGGCCCUGCAGGACAAGUACCCGGACCUCGUGAUUGGCUACGACCUCGCUGGAAACGAGGCCGCCUUCAAACCGUUCACCUUCUACAUCGAUGCCCUGCUGUACCCGUCCAGACAAGUCCCGCCGUACAAACUACCAUAUUUCUUACACGCGGGCGAGACCAGUAAGUCACACAUAGUCACGGCUAAAGGCCUGGCGCCCAAGCGUUCACAUCAUUAGAGUUUCUCUCGGGAUUUGGGGCUCGGGGUCGGGGGGGGGGGGGGGGGGGGGCCCCUUCUUCCCCUCCCCCCCCCCCCCCCCCCCAGAACAUCAGCUUCCACGGUCUCCGUAGCAAAAGGUGUACAUUACAAUUAUAAUAUAUUUUAUAAAAUGCUUCUGAGCUUUUAUUUUAAUUAAAAGAAAAAAAUUACAAGAUUUAGUAACUAUCGCCUUCACCGAUUACAAUUGGUGAAACCAAUCAAAAAUCACUACGUUCGUUGCAUUCGAUGAUCCGUAUAUUUCAGGCUAAUCUUUGUUUUGUGCUAACUGUAUUCGAUAAUUACCUUGACCUCUGCUUAAAGUUGGCUUUUUGUAAUGUCGUUUUGUUGGCUUCCCUUAUCAUCCUUGUGGACCUGUCCUUUAAUCGCAAUCUCGGUCGUCCCACAAGCAUCGUCAAAUCUACAUACACGGGAUUAUAAGAAUGUGUAAUACGAUCUUCUUCCAUUCUCCUUACAUGGCCUAACCCUUACCAAGGCGUCUUUAACUAAUAAAGAAGUACACGCUAAACAUUUUGGCAUUUUUCAAGACCUCAAGCGUUUGUUAUAAACUUAAUUUUUCUAGAUGAGAAUCCAGUGGAAAGCUUUUACAAAGACACUUUUUGAGACCUAGCAUUUCAAUUACACGCCAAUUACAUUUUUAUUUAUUUAUAUUGUGUGUGUGUGGGGGGGGUGUACUAGAUUUGUUUAAGAGAGUGUUCUGUAUAAAUCAUUAAUUACAAAAAAAAUUCUAUGGAUUUGGUUUAAAAAAUGUGUUAAGUAUAUCGAAAAUUGUAUUUGUAAAUUAUCUGCAUCAAGUUAUAAUAGUUUUAAAUUCCAUAUAAACAUUGCAAGCAACUAAAUUUUAUACUUUAUAUUUAUACGAUUGACCACAUACAAAAUCACACUUUUAUAAAUAUAUUAUGAUGUUUGGUGUGUAAGUAUCUCAUAUCUCCUCAACAUUAUUAUGUCAUUCAAAUAUUGCUGAUCAUUCGCGUGUGAAGAUUACCAAGGCUUCGACUUGAGUAGUGGCCUUGACUUGAGUAGUGGCCUUGACUUGAGUAGUGGCCUUGACUUGAGUAGUGGCCUUGACUUGAGUAGUGGCCUUGACUUGAGUAGUGGCCUUGACUUGAGCUGUAUAAUGAGAGAGAGUUGCUCAAUCCAUCAGCCUCACUCUCUCGUCCUUGCCUAUUUCCCAAGGCAAGGUUUGGUCAAACUGAUUCGAAAUAGUCCAUGCUGCAGGAUUCUUUUCGAGAGGCAAUUUUUUAUAUAUAUCUGUGUCUACUGUCGAGUAAGUGCUGUGUUUGGCUGAUCUGUGUUUCUGUCAGAUUCGUGAGUUUGAAGACUGGAUUGUGCUUCUCUAGAGAGCAGCGCCAUGCAGUGGCGUAGCGAGGGUGUUUGGCGCCCGGGGACAGGAUUCCCGCCCAGGGACAAGAUCCAUUUUAGCGCCCCUUUUUCUUUUUUUUAAACUCUCAAACCCAUUAUUUUCAUCAAUAAAAUAAUAUCAAAGCACAUUUUGGCGCCCCUAACUAGCUGGCGCCCGGGGACAUCUGUCCCCCCCCUGCCCCCACCUCUGGCGCCAUGUGUUUGAAUUAUUACAGGAGCAGAUUUUAAAGACCUAGGAUCACAGUUGCGUUGUUUUUAGAAUAGGAGUUGGGUUGAGUUUGUAAUCUGAGUAUGACGUAUGAGCGUGUAGACGGGAGAAAAUACUUCAAUAGGUUAAUAGCAUCAAUCUCUGUCCAAAAUUAAGACUGGCAAGGUACAGCAGCAGACGACAACCUCGCCGAUGCCAUCCUGCUAAACUCGACCCGAAUCGGCCAUGGCUUCGCCUUGAGCAAACACCCCAGACUGGCUCAAUUGGUUAAAAGCAAAGAUAUAGCUGUGGAGGUCCAGCCCAUUUCUAAUCAGGUCAGAUAGCAGGGACCUGGGAACAUCGCUGUGCAAUACUUCUAAAUACUUUAUUUAAUGUAAAUUAAUGAGCAUCAUUCAUUAAUUUAAGAUAUAAUUUAAUUAACUAUUAUCUUACUAAGCUCAAUGCGUGUUUCUUUUUAAACAUAUCAACAUACAUAUUUGCAAACUGUCGUUGAAUUAAGUUCUUAAAUUCAAUGACGUCACAGGUCUUGAGACUGGUCAGCGACUUCCGGAAUCACCCUAUGGCCGGAUUAAUGGCAGCCGACUUCCCCAUCGUCAUUGGAACCGAUGACCGCACAACCCUGGGAACAAGUCCCCAGUCCCACGAUUUCUAUAUCGCAUUUAUGACCAUGUCCAGUGAGAAAGCUGACCUGACCUUCUUGAAACAACUGGCCCUGAACUCUUUAAGGUAGAAUGGACUAUGGAACAAAGAUUCCGAUAAUUAUCGGAGGAAAAAAAAUAUAAUAAUUAUAGAGUUUAUUUAGUUAAAUAGAAGGAUUUGAUAUUAAGUUGAUGACAUAUAAGUACUUAUGAAUAUAUAAAGAAACACAAACAGAUAUUCUCUUCUAUAAUAGCUUUAUUGCGCUCACAAACACCAAAUGAAGCACACAAUGAGAAAUUAAAAUGUUCACUUUAUGCUUGAAAAUACCAGGAAUUAAAUCACAUCAUUUUUUUUUUUCUUUUUCAAACUAUCGAUGCCACUGUCGUCUCCAGGUACAGUCAAAUGAACGCAGUUGAAAAAGACAACGCUUUGAAAAUAUGGAAUUAUCAAUGGGACAAGUUCAUCACUGAGACUGUUGCAUUGUUUUAGAUGGCUAUUGUUUAUGUAUUACGCCAGUCUAAGAAUAACAUGGUGUAAGAGAAAUUAGUUUAUUAGUUGAUAAUCGAAAGAGAGACAGAGAGAGAAAGGGAGAGGGGGGGGAGAUAGAGAGAGAGACAGAGACAGAGAGACAGAGAGAGAGACAGAGAUAUAUUCAGUCUGCCUUGUAUAUUUUUUUUUAAAAGACGCAUGGAUUUUUUUGUUAUCAGACAGAUGGGCGAAAAACAAAGCAGCUGAAGGUUUUUAUGAAGCACUAGUCAUACAUAGCUCGCCAAAUGUUGGCCACAGAAAUGCGUGAAUUUCUCCUCUACCAAAGUUACUUGACAAAAUAUGAACUCAAGUAACGCACAUUUAAGAAUCCAAAUUUUUGCUGCUCCCCUUCCCCCCAUGAUACGUCACUGCACACUUUUUAUUUCACGCCCAUGAACUAUAUUAAUAUUCUGAUGUCCCAACCAUUUUCAAACCGAAUAUUUAUCACAGCAUAUUUAAAUGGAGAUAAUUCACUUUCCGAAAAGAAAAUAUUACGAACCAAACGCAGUUAUGUCAUUUAAAAUAAACACCAUUUAGCGUAGUUAAGGGCAAUUAUAUUUUUUGCGCUUUCUGGAAAUGGAAGCAGUCACACCACGAGCAAAAAACCAAAAAGAAAAAAACCAAGAAGAUAUGUUUGGCAACCGAAUACCUUAUUUUUCUUUAUAUGAGUGCCAGUGAAAAGAUACAAAGUGACCGAAAUUUAAAUUUUGAGCUCAACUGAAUUUCUGGCGAAACUUGAGGAGAAAUAACUUUGGUUUUAAAAAAAAAAAAUAUAUAAAAAAUUCAGCUUAAUGUGGUCAUCUCAGUUUUGUAUCAACCUUGGAUUUUUGAAAUCCUUCAUUUUAUUGUCGCUUUUGUCGGGCAGGGUGUGUGGCAAGAAUCUUCGGACGGCUAACCGAGACUCUUCCCGUCAACCUAUCGAGCUUAAAAACCUGGCACAUUGCCACGUUGGCGAUACCAAGACAUUCUGUCAAAUGUUCAGCCCCCGCCCCCCAAUCCUAACCCCCCAUCAAAAAUGCUGUUCCGGUUUUCCAAGGGGAAGAUAAAGGACAUGUGAUUUCACGGAAUAAAAUUCCAGUUACCUGCCCUACAUGAAUUUUUUUUUAAAUAUUGCAAGAGCGUUUGGUGCGUAAUAAUUUCUUUCGUUUUUUUCUAAUGUAGUUGUUGAAAUAAAUCUGCUGUGUAAAAGUGGGUGGGUCAAACGCAUAUUAAUAUAGUUCAGGGGGAUGAAACAAAUGUGUCAUAGCGAGCCUGGCGCGGGGGGGGGGGGGGGGGGUGAGAACAAAUUUGGGUUCUUGUAAAGGGGGUUACUUAAAGGCAUGAUUUGUCAAAUUUAAUUAUAUUUUGCAUUUUAUAAUAAGUUUUUUUAUUCAUACGAGACACUUUUUUUAGUUGUUGUUUCGUUUCAAAUGAUUUAGUCGGCUUUUGGCUGGUACCAAUUUUAUGUUCUUUUUUUUUUUUAAUGAUGUAUGAUUCCGAAUAAAAUAUAUAUAAAAACAGAUAGAGUGAGAACAAACAAACUUGUACUGUGUUUUAAGACUUUUUUUCUUUUGAAAUCCUUUUAAGGUUCUUAAAUAGUCGAAUCCCUAAAUGAAUUUCUAAAAGGUCUGAAACCAGAACUGCAACAAGUUAAUUCAUACAAGUAACACUUCAAAAAAUAUCGUUCGUUUCUUUAACCCAUUUGUUUCUGCUUGUCUGCCAACCGAGAUGUGACUUCAAGAGAUUUUUUAAAAAGCCCCCGAACCCUUCCCAAAACAUGUGUGGUCGGGUUGAUAAAUUUUUUUCCUCCUAAAAUAAACCAAUCACACAGCAGCGUGCUAGUCAAUGAUAGCACCCUAAGUACAACACAGUGAGAAUCUAUUUUUAGCUUAACGUUAGUUUAGUGGCGGCUAUGACGUAAUAUAUAUCAUUUUUUUAAUAAUUGGAAGUGCAGGUCUGGUAAAGUUCACUUAAUCUCUAAAGAAAAAAAAUUCGGAAAAAAAAAUGGAGAAAAAACGUCCUGCAUCGUGACCUAUUAUGACGAUAGGUAGAGAUGACGUCAUUUCCCGUGGGUGAAGUCGAAUAUCGCGAGAUGUCUUUGUUGUUGUUUAUAGCUAACGUUGAUGGCAAAUUAAAAAAGAUUUAAAAGUUAUUGCUGUAUCUGCCAUUGGUUAUAUCUAAAUACUACUGAGAGAUAACGUCUGGUCUAUGAAUGAAUUCAUAUGGGAAGGGACUACCACAUUCUAAUGAGAGGCUGUGUCUGGACAGUAAAAAUAUGCAUGAUAAUCACACUCAGACUGCAAUAGCUUAGCAUCAUGGCAGGAAAUUUAGUAGAAAAGUCGAGUAUUGCAAGCAGGAACGGUAGUGUUAAAGUUGAGUAUUGCAAGCAGGAACUGUAGUGUUAAAGUUAAGUAUUGCAAGCAGGAACUGUAGUGUUAAAGUUGUUUAGGAAUUGUAGAGAUAGGGAUGAAAACUUGGGACUGGAC